UGGUACGUGCUGGGUUGUGGUGCUGCUCCUGCAAAGAAGAUGCAACCUUUGGGGCUGGGACCUGGGGCCCCUGUUACUUUACUCACGAAAUCUCACUUGCUAGGACCUUUGCUCUCACAGUAUUUUUUAUAUCCACUUGCGUUACCUACAUGCUGUUUUUCUGAAUCGCUGAAAGGUAACAUUUGAGUCGAAGCUAGCACUCCUUCAUAUUGUUAUCUGAGACGAGUGCUAGGCCUUGUCUUUUGCAAGUUUGAGUCAAUCUUUGUGGCUUUUUCAUACAGAAGAUGCUUUCUUCAUCCUAGCAACUUCUCCAUCAGCAGAGAGAAACAUGACUAAGCAGCCCAAAGGUCCUAAAGACCUUCCUGCUAACCCAGUGCUGCCUGCAGGAGAGAAUCAUUUCCUUCGUUGUUUUAUCCACCAGUGACCACUGCUGGUGGAGCAGUCGGUUUGCUGACCCUUCCUUUGUUCGGUGCUGGGUGGGGUGAGCAGCUAACUUCAUUUUUUUAGUCCUGAGGGAAGCAACCAAAAUAAGACAUAUGUGGACCAACCGCAUAACAGUAUGUUUUCUAUCUAUUGACUUAAAUAUUUCAAUAUUCUGUAUUUCUAUCUAUCUGUUGUCUUCAAGAAAUUUGUAAAUUUGACAGCUUUAUGCUCGUUAUCUGUGCAAAGGAAGUAUAUUUUUUCAUAAAAGAAAGUGCACAAAGCAAAUUCAGUCCCUGGAGGCCAAAGAUCUGUUUAUCGACAGCUUCAGCAUACGCAGCGUAAUAGCACUGUCCUCUCUCUUUGUGUUUUCCCCUAUGUUCUUGUCGGUGCCUUUGACUUCAUCUACACAGUCUACGGAGAUCCAGGUGCUCUGCGUGCUGCAGAACAUUCUUGUGGCUGCUAAGGAAGGCUGAGGAUCGGUGCACUUUGGAUCUGAGCUGAGAUUGUCUCUCCUUGCUCUUUUAUACUCUCAUUUUAACUCUAACAUUGUGGUGACCUUAAUUCAUAGAUACGAUUCUUCCUAGAAAGACAAGUACAUCCAGUGCCCAAUGGGCAUGAGUGCUCUCUCUCUCAUGCCCUCACAUUGCUGCUGCUUUAAGGGUUUUACUUCCUUUGCUUAGUCUCUAUCCAAAUUGGCUUUUUCGUAUGGAAACCCCAAAAUGACAAACCUGCCAAGUGACACAGGCAAUUACUGUGUGUUUGUGGGAGAACGUUCUUUCCAGGAAAUGACAGCUUGGUAAGCCUCAAAGUGGCCCUACUUCCUAUGUGUGUUAAUGACAAGUAUGUUGGUGAGUGUAAUAGGACAGCACUUGGUUGCCAUCCAAACACUUGUGGGUACAGAGUGUUUUGGCCUUGGCUGUAACUUCAGGGAACUCAAAAUGCCGGAUUGCAAAAUGUGCCAACAGCCUCUACAAGGGCUUCCUUUGCGUUUGAUCACUCAUCUCCAGCAAACGUGGGGACUACUUGGUGAGCUGCAACGCGUGGCUUUUGUCAGGGUUGGGCUACGAUGGGCUUUGCUCAGAACUGGUCCCUGGGUUAUGCCCUGUACCACUCAUGGUGUUGUAUGUGCACGGCCAGCGGAGCACUGAGGUUGUCGUCAGAGAUGAUCUUCGUAGAAAACUGUUUGCCAGUCCACGUGCCUCUAGUUUCUUCCUUCUCUCACUUCUGACUUUAAUGUUUUCUUUCAAAAGUUCUCAACCUUAAUAUAAAUUUCUUUCUGUUUUCCAGAAGGAGGGGAAGCCACCAAUCACCUGUUGAACCCCUGGCCUUUGACAACACCUUUCCCCAUCUCUGUGUUGAGUAGUGUGGGCAAACUGAAAGGCCCACCGGUUUUACCUACGAGGCUUUUCCUUAUAGUGAAAACUGAAGAGCAGUUUCAGGAAAUGCUCCCUUGCACCCUAGUUUUGCACUGGGAUUUCUGCCUUUGUUUGGACACGUUAACGUCUUCCAGGGCGUGUUAACAGCUGAUUGUUGGCUCCACCUCAGAAAGAAACUAGUCCGUCUUCUCUUAGAGUAUGCUCUAGAAAUUUGAAGGCUUGGGCUUUUUUGUUUUGUUUUCCCUAGAACAUAGAGAAAUUCUCUUCUUAUUCUGAAAAUAACUUCUGUUUCUGCUCUGGGAUCCUUUUUUUAAGGUAUGAUUCAAGGAUCCCAAGUUAUACAUCGCGUACGUUGUGUGAAGUCAUUUUAAAUGUUUUCUCCCAUCCAAAUAGUCUUAGCAUGUGAAUCAACUGUGAGCCAAAUAACAAGGUGGUAGUAUAGUGAAGCAGAAGUUGCACAUAAGCAGAGCCAGAGCUCAUCAUCUCUAUAAUGUUAGUGUUGUCCCCGUGGUUAGUGUUGUGGUCAACAGUAUGCAGAGAGGAUGUGCAUGGUUGAUUAUUGAAUAUUGGUUGUGGGGACAGGAGCAUCUUUACCAGCUUCAGGCCAGUCUGUGAAGAACAGCUGUCUACAGCAUCUACCUCACUCGGUGCAAUCCCUUACCAGUAGGUCUGGUGCCAUUCUAGUCUUUAACUUCUUAUCCUCUUUCUUCUAAGUACACAGCAUGUAUGGACACGGGCAGGUGCAGUUUACCUCUCCAUUUGCUUGUUGGAAUCGUAGGAAUAUCCUGUCCGAUCAGCUCUGAUCUCUGUGACACCUGUGUCCUUUAUCUAUUGCACAAAACAUCUUGGUCUUGUUUGGGGGAAUGGUUUGUCUAACGCAUGUCAUGAACUCAUUUUGACUUCUAAAUGCAACGCCUGUCGCACAGCAGGUCAAACAAGCUCUCAGAGAAGGAUAAACCCUAUGUAGAUAUCCAGGGACUGACAGCUUCCACCAUGGAAAUCCUGCUAGAUUUUGUGUAUACAGAAACUGUUCACGUGACAGUAGAAAACGUCCAAGAAUUGCUCCCAGCAGCGUGCCUGCUUCAGCUAAAAGGUGUGAAACAAGCUUGCUGUGAGUUUCUAGAAAGCCAGCUGGAUCCAUCAAAUUGUUUGGGCAUUCGGGAUUUUGCUGAGACACACAAUUGUGUUGAUCUAAUGCAAGCUGCAGAGGUCUUCAGCCAGAAACAUUUUCCAGAGGUGGUUCAGCAUGAAGAGUUUAUCCUCUUAAAUCAAGAAGAGGUUGAAAAGCUCAUCAAGUGUGAUGAAAUUCAGGUGGACUCUGAAGAGCCUGUUUUUGAGGCAGUUAUAAACUGGGUGAAGCACUCGAAAAAAGAACGGGAAGCAUCGCUGCCGGAGCUGCUGCAGUAUGUGCGCAUGCCGCUUCUCACCCCCCGCUACAUCACCGAUGUCAUCGACACCGAGCCUUUUAUACGAUGCAGUCUGCAGUGCAGAGACCUCGUCGAUGAAGCUAAGAAAUUUCAUCUUCGGCCUGAGCUCCGGAGUCAGAUGCAGGGACCCAGGACAAGAGCACGUCUAGGAGCUAAUGAAGUCCUGCUUGUGAUCGGCGGCUUUGGCAGCCAGCAGUCACCUAUUGAUGUUGUGGAGAAAUAUGACCCGAAGACUCAGGAGUGGAGUUUCUUGCCCAGCAUUACCCGUAAGAGGCGCUACGUUGCUACGGUGUCCCUGCACGAUCGGAUCUAUGUGAUUGGGGGGUAUGACGGCCGCUCGCGCCUCAGCUCUGUGGAGUGCUUGGAUUACACAUCAGAUGAGGAUGGUAUCUGGUACUCUGUAGCUCCGAUGAACGUGCGGCGAGGCCUAGCAGGAGCCACGACCCUGGGAGACAUGAUCUACGUUUCCGGUGGGUUCGACGGAAGCCGACGUCACACCAGCAUGGAACGAUACGACCCCAACAUCGAUCAGUGGAGUAUGCUGGGAGACAUGCAGACAGCACGGGAAGGAGCGGGGCUUGUCGUAGCUAAUGGAGUUAUCUAUUGCCUCGGUGGCUAUGAUGGGCUGAACAUUCUGAAUUCCGUAGAGAGGUACGAUCCCCACACUGGACACUGGACAAAUGUCACACCAAUGGCCACUAAGCGCUCAGGGGCUGGAGUGGCUCUGCUGAAUGACCAUAUUUAUGUAGUUGGUGGGUUCGAUGGGACAGCACAUCUCUCUUCCGUGGAAGCCUAUAAUAUUCGCACUGAUUCCUGGACAACCGUAACAAGCAUGACAACUCCCCGCUGCUAUGUCGGGGCCACCGUGCUGCGGGGAAGGCUGUAUGCAAUCGCUGGGUACGAUGGCAACUCCCUGCUGAGCAGCAUUGAGUGCUAUGAUCCCAUCAUCGACAACUGGGAAGUGGUGACCUCCCUGGGGAUGCAGCGGUGUGAUGCUGGAGUCUGUGUCCUUCGGGAGAAGUGAUGUGGAGGGAGCUUACAAAGAAGAACAUCCUAAAAAGUCUCUGCUGGAAGAAGAGUCCCAAGUGAUUUGCAGUGACUGUUUUUGAGAGGUGUGGAUGCUGUGGAAGUAGGCACCAGAACAGCAGCUUUCUGUGCUGCUUUGACUAGAGCAUGUGCAUAAACGUGUUAUCUCAGCAGUCAUUUGAAAUCGGGGGCUCUGCGUGAAGCUGGAGAAAGGUGGUGAAGUGGGUCAGGAGAAGCUGCAUUCUCUGCUGUUCCUGUGGCUAAUUCUAUCAGCAGAGCCGGGGUGCCCCCAGCAUUGGCAUCAGCCGGCGUGGUGAAUGCAUCCAAGGACAUCUGCAUACAACUGGGGGUCUCUUCGGCCACUGCAGGACCGUGCGGGUCCUCUGGUUGCUCUCAGCCACGUGGAUGCGUGCAGGUGGAAUCCAGCUGCUCUUAUGUUCCAGCUUCAAAUCAUCUUGUACAUACUGAAUGUUUUUAAUUUGCUCCUCAAGCACGUAUCUGUGCAGAGCCAAAUUGAGUGAGCAUGUGUAAGGGGGUCCUGCACUGGAGCUGCAUCCGCAGGUUCCUCCCAGGUCUGCACACAAGGAGUCGCAGAUUAAAGCUGUCAACUACUGAGACCCAAAAGCCUGAGGCUGCUGGGGGCAAAGGGCAGGGGGGAGAAACUCAUUGCCUAGCGUAGAGGCAGAUCUGCAGCAUUUGUGCUCCAAGCGAGGGGCUCACCGAGCCCCACAUCACACAUCACGUUUCCCUUGAAAAGCUUGACACGUCCAGCUGCACAAAGCUGCGUUUUCUGGCAGCAGGAGCCUGGCUGUGAAAGGCAGUGCCUUUGCUCCUACCCCUGCAGGGAGGUCACCUUGCGGAGGCUGAGGCCCUGAGUGUAGGGACGCAAUUGCUACUGUCUACGUCGACCUUGCUGGCGAGCGACUGGGGUUCUUCCCUGGACAGGUGUCUGUCCAGCGCACCCACGUCAGCCUUGUAGUCGAAUUCAUUGUGUUGAUUUUCCUUUUAUCCAGGAUUUUUCUGCUUCCAGGCACGGUUUGGAGUGACAUCCAGGAUUCCGUUUUGCCCCUGUGUUCUCAGCUCUCCCCUGCCUCCUAACUCCGCAUCCUCUUACACCAGCUGUCCUUUGCCUGCCCCACGAGCCCCAGGUGAGCGUUUCACCACUGGCUCCCUGGAGCACUCUCCCCAGCAUGUCUCCUGCCUUGCUGUGUUUCUGGCAGCGCGGGCUCUCCUCUGCCGUCAGCUUGGCCCCUGCAGUGCCUGGGCUCUGUGUAGUGCUGCUCGUUGAGCUUACUGCUGACUCCUUGCUUAGGGGACAGGGUGGGAUCAGGGAUGUGGUAGCAUGACUUAAUUAUGCACUUUCAGCCAACGCUCUGACCUUCUGCGUUUGUUUCUAUUACACAAGUGUUCUGUGGUUUUGUUUCCUAUGUUUAUUUUUUAAUGAAAACAGAAAGAAUAAAAUAUUUCCUGAGCCA
This is a messenger RNA of Cygnus olor (mute swan), 5727 nucleotides long. It is a transcript of the gene KLHL12, whose product is annotated as kelch like family member 12. The record is from RefSeq and is a predicted model, not a curated record. Bases 2706 to 4250 code for a protein of 514 amino acids. Lineage: Eukaryota; Metazoa; Chordata; Aves; Anseriformes; Anatidae. Gene Ontology annotation, molecular function: protein binding. The transcript is spliced from 11 exons.